Molecule: messenger RNA, 7106 nt
Organism: Pan troglodytes (chimpanzee)
Lineage: Eukaryota; Metazoa; Chordata; Mammalia; Primates; Hominidae
Gene: RPS29
Product: ribosomal protein S29
Exons: 3
Coding region: 95-298 (67 amino acids)
Biological process (GO): cytoplasmic translation
Cellular component (GO): cytosolic small ribosomal subunit; ribosome
Molecular function (GO): zinc ion binding; RNA binding; structural constituent of ribosome
Source: RefSeq, a predicted model, not a curated record
GGCACUGCAUUCUGGGUAAACUGUCUCAAAAAUUUGAAGAGCGCAUGCGUGGGCCAGCUUCUUCCUUUUACCUCGUUGCACUGCUGAGAGCAAGAUGGGUCACCAGCAGCUGUACUGGAGUCACCCGCGAAAAUUCGGCCAGGGUUCUCGCUCUUGUCGCGUCUGUUCAAACCGGCACGGUCUGAUCCGGAAAUAUGGCCUCAAUAUGUGCCGCCAGUGUUUCCGUCAGUACGCGAAGGAUAUCGGUUUCAUUAAGAAAGACCUGAGCUGUCUUCCUUGGCACUGCCUAUGGGGGUGACACCCAUCUCCUCCAUCAUGGCCAUCCUGAGACCGCUCGCGAAGCCCAAGAUCAUCAAAAAGAGCACCAAGUUCACUGGGAACCAGUCAGACUGAUAUGUCAAAAUUAAGGAUAACUGGUGGAAACACAGAGGUAUUGACAACAGGGUUCAUAGAAGGUUUGAGGGCCAGAUCUAUGCCCAACAUUGGUUAUGGGAGAAACAAAAAGACAAAGCACAUACUGCCCAGUGGCUUCUGGAAGUUCCUGGUCCACAACGUUAAGGAGCUGGAAGUACUGCUGGUGAGCAACAAAUCUUACUGUGUUGAGAUCACUCAUGAUGUUUCUUCCAAGAACUGCAAAGCCAUCUUGGAAAGAGCAGCCCAGGUGGUCAUCAGAGUCACCAAUGCCAAUGCCAGCCUGCACAGUGCAGAAAGUGAAUAGACAGUGAAUGUGUUUGUUUUAUUGGGGUUUAAAUAAAACCAAUAAAACUGUAAAAACAAAAACAACAAAAACCAGAGACCCUGGCUUUUGGACAGUUGUUCGUGUGGCUAAUGCCCCCAACAGUUUUAUUUUUAAAAAUUUUAUUUAUGUAUUGUUUUUGAGAUGAAGUCUUGCUCUGACUGGAGUGCAGUGAUGCAAGCUCAGCUCUCUGCAACUUCCACCUCCCAGGUUCAAGUGAUUCUUCUGUCUCAGCCUCCCAAGUGGCUGGGAUUACAGGUGCCCACUACCACACCUGACUAAUUUUUGUAUUUUUGUAGAGAUGGGGUUUCAUCCUGUUGGCCAGGCUGGUUUCAAACUCCUGACCUCAAGGGAUCCUCCCACCUCAGCUUCCCAAAGUGCUGGGAUUACAGGCUUGUAUUAGUUCAUUUUCACACUGCUGAUAAAGACAUACCUAAGACUGGGAAGAAAAAUAGGUUUAUUGGACUCACAGUUCCAUGUGGCUGGGGAUGCCUCACAAUUAUGGUGGAAGGCAAAAGGCACUUCUUAGAUGGCAGCGGCAAGCAGGAAAUGAGGAAGACAUGAAAGCAGAAAUCCCUUAUAAAACCAUCAGUUCUCGUGAUACUUAUUCACUACCAUGAGAAAGUAUGGGGGAAACCGCUCCCAUGAUUCAGUUAUCUCCCACCGGGUCCCUCUCACAACAUGUGGGGAUUAUGCGAGUACAAUUCAAGAUGAGAUUUGGGUGGGGACACAGAGCCCACAAACCAUAAUCAAGGCAUGAGCCACUGCGCCUGGCCUUCAACAGUUUUAAAGCAGCCUGCUUGCAUAACCUCUGCUAGGACAUCGUUCUUAAAAACUAUCUUUAAUGGUAAUUGGUGUAUUAGGGAUUUGGGUUUUUAGGUAGGCAGAGAAAAAACACUUCUAGUGGUAUGAUUAAGAAGCGUAUAAUAAAGUGUUUUAAUUUCCUCAAUAUUGACAAAAAUUGAAAAAAAGAGGCCGGGCACAGUGGCUCAUGCCUGUAAUCCUAGCCUUUUGGGAGGCUGAGGCAGUAGGAUGGUUUGAUGCCAGGAGUUCCAGACCAGCCUGGGCAACAUCAGGAGAUCCCCUAUCUACCAAAAUUAAACAAACAAAAAAACCCAAAAACAAUUAGCCAGGCGUGGUGGUGCAUGUCUGUAGUCCCAGUUUCUCAGGAGGCUGAGAUGAGAGGAUAACUUGAGCCCAAGAGGUCCAGGUUUCAAUGAGUCAUGUUUGUACCACUUAAAAAAAAAAAGGCUGCACUAUUAGCUGUUUCUCAGGAAGGUUAAUGUAGAACAUAAAAGGCUCAGUUUGUAGAUAGACUGAGUAUAUGUGUGUGUAGGAAUCAAGGCUAUACAGGGUCCAAAAAUUAGCCUAGAUUAUGUGUGCUAGUUCCAGGUAUCUUCUAUCUUUUAGAAUUUUAAAAGAAUAGAGGCAGAAAGUCACAAGCUUAAUCUAGAUGAGGUAAUUAUCAUUUAAUGUCUUGAACAUAAAGUAAUUUGCUAAAUUAGAAUUUAUUUUAAUUUUUUUGGACAUGGCCUUGCUCUAUCACCCAGACUGGCAUUCAGUGGCACAAACAUGGCUUAUUGCAACCUCAACCUCCUGGGCUCAAGUAAUCCUCCUACCUCAGACUCCAAGUAGCUAGGACCAUAAGUGUGCACCACAAUGCCCAGCUAAUUUUUAUAAAAUUUUUUGUAGAGAUGGAAGUCUCACCAUGUUGCUCAGGCUGGUCUGGAACUCCUGGGCUCAUGCAAUCCUCCCUUCCUAGUCUCCCAAAGUGUUGGGAUCACAGAGGUGAGCCACUGUGCUCAGCCAGAAAAUAAUUUAGAGAAGCCAGAACUGGCUUCCUUUGGUGAAAAUUCUUUGAGCAGAUUCCAGACUGGACCUUCUGACUGCUAUAAAUAAAUGGUGGAUUCCCAUUAUUUGUUUGUGGGACAGAAAUAUUGAAGGCCUGUAGAACCAUAAUGCCUUCCCCUUCCUUCUGUCACUCACCCACUUCAUUUCUCCUAUUAGGCCCCUUAGAAAGAGAUCCCUGAUGCCAGGCACAGUGGCUUACGCCUGUAAUCCUAGCAGUUUGGGAGGCUGAGGCGGGUGGAUCACCUGAGGUCAGGAGUUAAAGACCAGCCUGGCCAAUGCACUGAAACCCCAUCUUUACUAAAAAUACAAAAAAAUUAGCCAGGCAUGGUGGCGGGUGCCUGUAAUCUCAGCUACUCAGGAAGCUGAGGCAGGAGAAUGGCAUGAACCCGGGAGGCGGAGCUUGCAGUGAGCGGAGAUCAGGCCGCUGCACUCCAGCCUGGGCGACAGAGCGAGACUCCGUCUCAAAAAAAAAAAAAAAAAAAGAUAAAGAGAUCCCUGACUGCCUGUAUAGUUUGAGAACCACUGAUCUUGGGGCAAGGACUCAAAGUCUCUGGCUCUAGAAGUGGCUGGUGUGGACCUCAAGUGGACCCUGUUCUAAGAGUCCAAAGGACACAUUUCAGGAAGCUGUGCUCUAAGCCUAAAUGACCAACCUUGCCUUCACUUUGGACAUAUACCAUCUGAUCAUCUUCCUCGAUUUCUGUUCUUUGCUCAGGCCUUCCAAUUUCUUCGUGGGUGACCCCUCCUUACCAGUGCUUUGCUCUGAGUCAGCUCACCAGACCCAGCAGGCUGCCACUAAAGGUUUAUUGUAAAACCUUGAUUAAUUCAGAUAACCUUGAAAUACUUACAUAACAUCACUGACAAAUAGGAAAGGGAGUGCAUUUCCAUUGAUAGAGACUAUGGCUAGAAUUACUAAAGUCUGGAAAAAAGGCAGGAGAGUGAAGUAUCUGGAGACGUAGGGAGAGAAAGAGACUGGUGUUAAGAGAAAAAUCACACCUUUUUCCUGCUUGUAUCUUACAGUGGUUCUGCCACCAGUAAUGCAGGAUCCCACUGAUCUCUCUGAACACAUUUUAGGACAGAUCCAUAUUCGGGAGCUGACUUUGUAACUUCUUACUGUAUAUAAUCUAGGUUCGAAUGGGAUCACCAUAGGUGUGUUUAUGACCUUAACUGUAACAGCAAUGAAAUAAAAAAAAGGUUUAGUUUAAUAAUAAUGUUGUAAGAGUGUAAGUACCAGUAGCUUCAUGUACAUUCUACAACCCAAUAAUAAUUAUGCUGACCGUGUAAACAGCUCCCUCGUGUAGACUGAGACUCCAUUGCCAAAUAUCAAGCAUUAACAGCAAGUGCUAGAAAAAUCAAUAAGCCUUUACCCAGGGAACCAAAGAUAUGUGGGUUACUAAAACCCCUAACAGUUGCCCAUAAAGAGUAAUAUCUCAUUAUUUUAAUGCCAAAGGAGGUUUUUGUUUCAUUUCCUAAAUAAUAACAAGAUCGCAUAUUAAAGGACGAGUUGAUGGAGUGAUAAACAUUCCUGGCAGCACAGACAAAUCAACAAGAGACUAAAAUAAAAAGAAAUGAAACUUGUCUCUUGGCAAUCUACUUAGUUGAAUUUCAUAGACUGAGUCUGGUUCACCCUGGAUUUUCUUUUCACACACCCACACAUCCCAUUUCAUGAUGACACUUGUGCAUCUGUUCUUCUUUUGAUGGUAAUUAACUCUUAUUAACAUUCAUGAAGACUAAGUGUGAGCCUCUAGCACAGAUGACAUAUUCAGACAACCACAAAAAGAUAGGGUUUAUAAAAACUAAUGCAUAUUUGGAACUGAGGCCAAAAGAUAAAGAUGGUCCACUCCAACAGUGCUGACAUGCUUGAGAAAUCCAAGGGGUGUUGACCUAAUGUAAAAAGGAUAUAGGAGACAAAUUUUACCAUUGUGUAAUUUUGUCUUAGGCCAGUUCUGUCAAAUAUAGCUUCUGAAAUUCUGAAUAGUCCUCUGUCCAGUGUGGUUUAAUUGUUGGUGUUGUCAGGACUCUUGGGGAGAAGUCACCUUUCUCUCUUUUUUUUUUUUUUUGAUUCUAGCUCUGUUGUCCAGGCUGGAGUGCAGUGGUGCCAUCUUGGCUCACUGCAGCCUCUCUCUCCUGGGUUCAAGAGACUCUCCUGCCUUAGCCUCCGGAGUAGCUGGGAUUACAGGUGUGCACCAUUACAUCCAGCUAAUUUUUAUAUUUUUAGUGGAGAUGGGGUUUUGUCAUGUUGGCCAGGCUGGUCUCAAACUCCUGACCUCAAGGAUCCGUCUGCUUUGGUCUCCCAACGUGCUGGGAUUACAGGCAUGAGCCACCACGCCCAGCCUAUUUUUUUAUUUUUUGUAUUUUCUUUUGGUAAUCUCUUUCUCUUGCCCUUUCUUUCUUUCUUUCUUUCUUUCUUUCUUUCUUUCUUUCUUUCUUUCUUUCUUUCUUCGUUUUUUUCUUUGGAGACAGGGUCUCACUGUGUCAUGCAGGCUGGAGUGAAGUCGUGUGAUCUUGGCUUACUGCAGCCUCAACCUGCUGGGCUCAAUGCAAUCCUCCCACCUCAGCCUCCCAAGUAUCUGGGACCACAGGCGUGCAUCACCAGCAUGGCUAAUUUUUGUAUUUUUGGUGAGAUAAACUUUUGCCAUGUUGCCCAGGUUGGCCUUAAAUUCCUGGGCUCAAGAGAUCCACCUGCCUUGGCCUCCCAAAAUGCUAGGACUGCAGGCGUGAGCCACCAUGCCAGGCCAGGGAAAUCUCUUUAAACACAAUUUUCUUUAAAGUUUUCUACAUGGUCAGGAGACUUCAUUAUCUGAUUUCUGAGUACUAUAGCUUCUUUAUUGCCAGGGGAGCAAAGCGUGAUGACAAUGACCACUUGUCAUUUGUGUCCUUCAUUAUAGAUUUUCUAAAUACACUUGCUCCUUGUUAAUGACUUUAAUUUGUUCCAGAAAAUUCCACCACUGAGUUAAAAGCUAUUAAGUGAAAAAAUUCCAUUAAGUUUUCGGAAAAAAUUAUUUAUUCUAUGACACUACAAGGUACUUGAGUAAUUUUCACAAAAAGAAGAAUAUACUAGUUAAACUUUGAAAAAAAGCUCAUAAAAAUAAUUACAAUAAUUUGAAAGUAUUCUGACCUCAACCGGUAUAAUGAAUUUCAAUUCUUGCACUAAUUAGGGUUAGAGAAGACCCCACAAGUUAAAGGGCAUGAUCCCAAACGAGGUUGUCCUCACUUUUGAUGCCAGUCACACUUUGGGAGUCACCAGUCAAAUAGGCUACAAAUCUAGGUGUUUGGCUGGGUGCGUUGGCUCACACCUGUAAUCCGAGCACAUUGGGAGGCCAAGGCAGGUGGAUCACCUGAGGUUAGGAGUUUGAGAGCAGCCUGGCCAACACCGUGAACCCCGUAUCUACUAAAAAUACAAAAAUUAGCCGGGCAUGGUGGCAGUCGCCUGUAAUCCUAGCUACUUGGGAGGCUGAGGCACGAGAAUCGCUUGAACCUGGGAGGCAGAGGUUGCAGUGAGCUGAGAUGGCGCCACUGCACUUUAGCCUGGGCAACAGAGUGAGACUCGGUCUCAAUAAAAAAUAAAAAUAAAAUAAAACAAUAAAACCCAGGGGUUUCUGAAGAUUUCCUUCAGGUUUGCCGAUUUGCUAGAAUGACUCACAUUACUCAGGGAGAUGCUGUAUUUACAAUUGUUUUAUUAUGAAGGAUACAAGUUAGGACCAGCCAAUGGGGAGACACAUAAAGUAAGGUCUAGGAGGGCCCUGGAUGCGAAGCUUUCAUGUCCUGCAUUGUGGAAUCGGGGUGUGUCACCCUCUUAACACAUUGAUAUGUUCACCAACCAGGAUGCUUCGCCAUGCUUCAGUAUCUAACGUUUUUAUUGGGGUUUCAUUAUAUAUGUAUAAUUGAUUGAAUCAUUGGCCAAGUGAUUGAACUAAAUCUCCACCCUACCCCUUACUCUGGAGGUCAGGCUGACUCAAAGCACCAGCUAUCUAAUCACAUGGUUGUUCUCGCUGGUAACUGGCCUCCAUCUUGGGUCAUCUCAUCUUCCAGCCCAAAUUCAGGUGUGAUCCAAGAGGCUCAUGAAAAACAAAGAUAUCCCUGUUACUUAGGGAAUUCUAAUUAUUUUGAGUCUGCCUCCUAGGAACCAGAGACAAAAGCCAGUCAAAUUCUUUACUAUAAAACACAAAGCAUGUGAAAACAUACUGUGCACACUAUGUCACACAACAAACACAAGUCUAUUGAACUUGCCAAUGGUGGAGUGUUGGUUGGGGCACUCUGAGGGCAUCAUUCUUUGCAAAGUGUAUUCUUUCUGUACCAUUUUCUUGACCAAUUUUCACCUUUUCUGGGGAUUAUUAUUGUUUUGCACUCAAACUACUCUUAAAAAUAAAGUUACAGUGCAGGAAAACUUCUUUAGGGCACAAUAAAGGCUAAACUCGUGGAAAUGGUACUCAUUCAUCUGCACAGAAUGAAGUCUCUCAAGAUGUUUCCUUUUAUUCCUACUCAGUUGGUGCAUGUACCCAAAAUAAACAUUUUGAGUUCA